ACUGCAUCUCACACUCCGCCAUGCGCCUGCCCUCGUCCCUACUGGCGGGCGUGCGUGCCGGCCUGCCGCGCGUGCACAGCGCCGCAACUGCCGGGCCAUCACGCCUCCGCGCCAUCCACCUGCUGCGCGAGCUGCGCGUCCCCGCGCCAUGGGAGAACGCCAAGAAACCGCGCCUGAGGCCAUACGUGCCCGACGAGUCGAUCGACCCCGACAGCCCGCUGCAUAGCUCGCCGACACAUCGCACCAGCGUGUGGUCGUCCCCACCCACCUCUAUCCUGCUCAUCCAGAAGCCGAACGACGCGCGCACGACCCAGGCCAUGGGCGAGGUGCUCUCCCACCUGACAACAAACUACCCCCAUCUGCGGCUUCUCGUCGAGGCGCACACGGCGCGCGACCACCCGAACUUUGAGCAGCUCUACGUCGUCGGGCCGCACGACGCGCACCUCCUCCCGCUCCACACGCACAUGGUGCUCACGCUAGGCGGCGACGGGACGGUGCUGCACGUGUCCCAUCUCUUCUCGGAGGGCGAGUGCCCGCCCGUGCUAUGCUUCAGCAUGGGCUCGCUCGGCUUCCUCCUCCCGUUCCACAUCGACUCGAUGCCCGUGGCCUUCGAGCAGGCGCUCAACGGCCCCGUGAGCGUGUUGAACCGCGCUAGGCUGGCAUGUACCCCGUACCACGCGAACGGGGAGCUGCUCGAGCGGUGUGGCGACGUGUCCGAGGACGGAUGGCAGGUCAUGAACGAGGUCACCCUGCACCGUGGACGGCAUCCGCACCUCACCAUUGUCGACGCGUUCUACGACGACCAGCACUUGACCGAGGCAGUGGCGGACGGCCUACUCCUCUCCACACCGACUGGCUCGACGGCCUACUCCCUCUCGGCCGGCGGACCAAUCUCGCACCCCGAGGCCGACGCGCUCCUCCUCACGCCGAUCGCGCCGCGCUCACUCUCGUUCCGAACAGUCAUCCUGCCCGGCCAAGGCGAGGUCAGGCUGCAGAUAUCCGACCGCGCCCGCUCCCCAGCCGAGCUGUCAAUCGACGGCCGCGAGGUCUGCGAGCUGCACAAGAACGACUCGGUCGUCAUCCGCAAGUCCGAGUGGCCGAUGCCGUGUAUCGAGCGCCCUGGAGGAGGCACCGGCUGGGUGCGCGACAUCUCGUCCCUCCUCCACUUCAACGUCGGGUUCGUCAACAAGAGCAUAAAGAAGGGGCACGUGUAG
This is a messenger RNA of Vanrija pseudolonga, 1214 nucleotides long. Its product is annotated as NADH kinase pos5, mitochondrial. NCBI's taxonomy places the organism in Eukaryota, Fungi, Basidiomycota, Tremellomycetes, Trichosporonales, Trichosporonaceae. Bases 21 to 1214 code for a protein of 397 amino acids. The transcript has 7 exons. The record is from RefSeq and is a predicted model, not a curated record. Gene Ontology annotation, biological process: NADP+ biosynthetic process; NAD+ metabolic process. Gene Ontology annotation, molecular function: NAD+ kinase activity.